Messenger RNA from Hydra vulgaris (swiftwater hydra), 1107 nucleotides. RefSeq lists its product as uncharacterized. Lineage: Eukaryota; Metazoa; Cnidaria; Hydrozoa; Anthoathecata; Hydridae. The record is from RefSeq and is a predicted model, not a curated record.
AUGGCAAAGAGAAAAAAGAAAAAAAGACGUUUUUGGAUAAAAAAGGUUUAUAACGAGAGAAAGUUAAAGGGGGAAUAUCAAAUUCUUUUUAAUGAUUUAACACGUUAUGAUCAUGAGAUUUUUUUCAAAUAUUUUCGAAUGUCUCCUUCAACUUUUGAAAAACUUUUACAAAUUGUCGCGCUUGAUAUAACAAAAGCUAAUACGAAAAUGCGUAUACCUAUUUGUGCACAAGAAAGACUUGCUAUAACAGUACGGUAUUUGGCAACUGGGGAUGCGCACACUACAAUAGCUGCUAAUUAUCGAAUGUCACCAACCACUGUUGGUAGAAUAGUAUAUGAAACUUGUAAUGCUAUUUGGAACAACUUGUUAGGAGAAUACGUAAAAGCGCCUAAUUCUGAAACUGAGUGGGAAAAAAUUGCCAAAGAAUUUGAAACCAGAUGGCACUUUUCACAUUGUGUUGGUGCGAUUGAUGGUAAGCAUGUUCAAAUGUUUGCUCCAGCUAGAUCAGGAUCAAGCUAUUUUAACUAUAAAAAGACACAUAGUAUAGUAUUGAUGGCUGUCUCUGAUGCGAAGUACCGUUUUAUUUUGGUAAAUAUUGGUGAUAGUGGCAGACAAAGUGAUGGAAGUGUUUACAACAAUAGUCAAUUAGGAUUUGCCAUAGAGAACAACCUUUUAAAAAUUCCAAAAGAUUCAAAAAUAUCUAAUAAUUCUGAUAAAAUUAUGCCCUAUGCUUUCGUUGCAGAUGACGCAUUUGGAUUGAAAAGACACAUGAUGAAGCCCUAUGCUUUUAAAAAUCUUUUAACAGAUAAACUUAUUUUCAACUAUAGACUUAGUAGAGCGCGUAGAGUUGUUGAAAAUGCCUGUGAUAUUGCAUCAAGUAGAUUUCGUGUUUUGCAUAAACCAAUAAUAGCUAAUGUUGAAAAUGUUAUUGCAGUAACAAAGGCUGAUGGACCGAAUGGAUUAAAACUUGGUGAUUGGAGAAAAGAGGUGCCAAGUAUAAAUGGUUUAGUUUUUAUAAACAAUACCUCAAAUAACUACUCUGACACUGCAAAAAAAGUAAGGGACUCUUAUAAAGAAUUUUUUAAUCAAGAAGGUGCAGUAGAUUGA